Molecule: messenger RNA, 357 nt
Organism: Cokeromyces recurvatus
Lineage: Eukaryota; Fungi; Mucoromycota; Mucoromycetes; Mucorales; Mucoraceae
Product: peptidase family C50-domain-containing protein
Exons: 1
Biological process (GO): proteolysis; meiotic chromosome separation
Cellular component (GO): cytoplasm; centrosome; mitotic spindle
Molecular function (GO): cysteine-type endopeptidase activity
Source: RefSeq, a predicted model, not a curated record
UAUUUUGGACAUAGUGCUGGGCAAGCAUUUAUGAGGGGUACAACAGUGCGUCAAUUGCCUAAAUGUGCUGUUUCAUUAUUGAUGGGUUGUAGUAGUGGUGUCUUGGAGGCUAAUGGAGAGUUUGAUCCUUAUGGUUAUGUACUUAAUUAUUUGCUAGCUGGAAGCCCUGCAGUAGUUGCUAAUUUGUGGGAUGUGACAGAUCGAAGUAUUGAUAGAUUGACUAAAUAUAUGUUAGGUGCCUGGGGUAUGACGACAACAACAUCAACUAACAAGUCAAUUGUACAAGCUGUGACAGAGUCAAGAAAUCAAUGUUCCUUAUCUUACCUUAUUGGAGCUGCACCUGUUGUGUACGGAAUU